AUGGCAGUGACACUGAGUGAUCUCAUACGAUCCUGCAGCAAUGACAGGAGACUCUCAGACGCUGUGGACCGUUUGGGACCGUCUGGCAGAAGCAGUUUUUGGGGGAAGCUGCAGCUGGAAGAAGCUUUUCCAAACAGGCCCGUUAUGUCGUCAUGUUGCACAACUGUUGACGACAGAGAAGCAGGUCCAAGCAUUCCCAAUCUUCAAGCAGGGACUGGGGAUUAUACACCAUGGUUGGGUCAAGAGUUCGCCUCUGAACAUGACGCAUAUGAAUUCUAUCGGUACCAUGCAUGGAAGUUGGGGUUCAGUGUCCGAAGAGAAUAUGCAAACAAAAGUAGGAAAACUGGUGAAAUAACCUCUAGAAAGUUCGUAUGUUCGAGGGAAGGAUUCAAAGCCCCAGAUAAACGAACCAACCAUACGAGGACUCCACAGCCUGAUACAAGAACAGGAUGCCACGCUAAUUUAGUCAUCAGGCGCAAAAAUGAUACUUCAAAGUAUGAGGUGUAUGCUUUCGAGGCACAGCAUAAUCACACCUUGUUUGUUCCAUCCUGUGCAAAUCCACUGCAAAGAAAGUUAAGUGAUGUUCAGUCUUCCGAGGCUGAUAACUCUGCUAGUGUGACACAUGCCAGCGAACCUGAAAACAGAAAUUCCAUUCUUGCUGAGAAAGCUAUUAAUUCCAUAGAAGGCUCUCAACGCUCUCUGCAAACUAGGAGGCAGUGGGAAACUGAGCGUGGGGAAGCCAGUGCUCUGUUAAACUACCUCCAAGAUCAAUCUCGAACAGAUCCUUUAUUUUAUCAUGCUGUACAGCUGGAUGCUGAAGAUAAAGUUACAAACGUUUUCUGGGCAGAUGCAAAGAUGGUAAUUGAUUUUGGUCAAUUUGGUGAUGUUGUUUCCUUUGAUAUUGUCUCCAGAAACAACAUGAGCCUCCGACCUUUUGCUUCUUUUGUUGGAUUUAACAAUUAUGGGGAGACAGUUUUGCUUGGAAUGGCACUUAUGUAUGAUGAUAGCCUUGAAUCAUUUCAGUGGCUGUUUGAGACCUUCUUGCAUGCCAUGUCUGGAAGAGCACCACAGACUGUCUUUUCACGCCAAGGCUCAACUGUAGCAAAGGCUAUCUCACUGGUGAUGCCUGACACAUGCCAUGCCAUAUGUACAUGGAACUUGAAGCAGUCUGCAAAAGGUAACCUCAAUCACCUCACUAGAGGGGAUUGUGGUUUCAUAAGGGAAUUCAAGGCAUGCAUCAAUGAUUACGAGGAGGAGGUGGAGCUUUUUGCUGCUUGGGAAGCUAUGAUCAGUAAAUAUAACCUUCAUAAUAAUGUGUGGUUGAAGAAUGUAUUUGAAGAAAAAGAGAAGUGGGCUAGGCCAUACACAAAGUGGAUAUUUUCAGCUGGGAUGAAGAACACGCAAUUAAAUGAACGCCUACAUUCUGAUGUUCGGGAUUAUUUGAAAUCUGAUGUGGAUAUUAUUUCUUUCUUAAAGCAUCUUAAGAAAGUGGCCAAUGAUAGACGGUACAGAGAAUUGGAGGUCGAAUUUAGCUCGAGGCUUAAGUUACCGGACUUCAAGAUUAGAGCUCCUAUUCUGAGACAAGCUUCCGAGGCUUAUACUGGUAUGAUAUUUCAGCUCUUCCAAGAAGAAUACGAAGAGUUUCAGUCAGCAUACAUUGUGAGUCGUGAUGAAAGUGGUCCGGACCGUGAAUAUAUUGUUGCGAUUCUUGAGAAAGAAAGACAGUAUAAAGUUCAUGGAAACCCUUGUGAACAGACAGUUACAUGCUCAUGUAGGAAGUUUGAGACACUUGGUUUCUUGUGUAGUCAUGCCUUGAAAGUUUUAGAUACAAUGGACAUAAAGUAUAUGCCUGAUAGGUACCUCCUGAAGCGAUGGACCAAAUAUGGGAGGUGUUUGACUGCACCGCAUGUUGAAAGUCGAAAGGUUCAGGCAGAUACCACAUUAGAAUUUUCUAGCCGCUAUGAAUACUUGUGUCCAGUAUAUGUUAGGCUUGUUGCUCGAGCAUCAGAAUGCGAGGAAUCAUACAGAGUGUUAGAUCAAUGUUCAGUAGAACUGGGUAAGAAAAUUGAAGAAAUCCUGCAGAAACAAACAAGCAUUGAUGCGUCGGCUCCUCAGUCUGAUGUUGAGGAUAUAACGAUAUCGUCAUCUGCAAAUGGUACUGACAAUGAAUUAGAAAGAGCACUGGAUUAUUCAAGUAGCACAAGACUGAAGAGACGAAAAAAGAAAGGCCAUAAUACCAAAAGUCAACGAAAAGGUUGUAUCGAGAAAGGUUUACAAAAAGACAAGAAAGUGCAGCUAGAACAAUCCCCAAUGCAAUAUACCAUGUUGGAUGCUGCUCAACCUGGAAAUGUUUUAUUUCAGGGGCUUGACAUUUCUAAUCCAUUUCCAAUGGGGCAACUGAAUUAUGGAGGAGUGCAGCAACAACCAGGCUCAUGCCCAAGCUUCCCUACUGUAUCAAGAGGCUUGUAAAAAAAGAAACAGCUUUAUUGAAAGUCAUGGAGCACAUUUGUUUCAAUCUUCAUUAUAAUUCUCGGAAUAGAACUGGCCCUGUUGAAGAUCAAUCGACUUCUCAAAUUCUUUUGUCGUAGGGAUCAGUCAGUAACUGAGGCUACGAACAACCAUUUCCCUGUGUACAUCCAUCAUGAAGAAUGUGCAAGCCAUGCAAAGCAGCAAGCCUAAUCUGACGAUUAACAGUGAUAGCUCAUCAGGUUUCAGACAGCCACUAGAUGUUGCGUCGGCUAGCAAUUUGAAUGGUUAAAUUCAGAUAUUCCCCACAUAUCGCUCAGCAAUUGACAUACCAAGGACAUUGUUCAGAGCACAUCCGAUCCAUCGUCAGUCCGGUGCAACAGGGCAAGGCAUGAACGAAGUAUUAUAGUAGGAGUAGCUCUCUUGCAAUUGUCAGAUUUUGCAACAUUGUCGAUUAUUUUGUAGCCUGUAUAUCAACCAUGUAGGACUAGUCUGUAGAACAGCGUAGAGAUGGUACCUUUGUUCUUUAUGUCAGUCUCGUGGAUGGGGAAAAAUUAGAACCCUGCUACUCUUGGAGCUGCAGGUUUAGUAUGCCAUUAUGAAUUUUUAUGGGAAUGGCAAUAGCAUAAAGCCCAUUUGUACAAGCUGGACAGCCAGUCGAACUUGUGUUUUGAUUGUACAAAUGUGAGAAGAUGUAUCUGUUUUUGUCGAAUUAGUUAAUCUCUUGCUGAUUUGCCUAAAUCUAACCAAUU
Molecule: messenger RNA, 3218 nt
Organism: Oryza brachyantha (malo sina)
Lineage: Eukaryota; Viridiplantae; Streptophyta; Magnoliopsida; Poales; Poaceae
Product: protein FAR1-RELATED SEQUENCE 7-like
Exons: 5
Coding region: 1-2469 (822 amino acids)
Biological process (GO): regulation of DNA-templated transcription
Molecular function (GO): zinc ion binding
Source: RefSeq, a predicted model, not a curated record